AUAAACACGAAUCCUGUGCUUGGACUUGGAUCCAAUCCUUUCGGCUCUCUAUCUUUCGUAUAUUAUUUGUAGAGGAAUAUCUAUGGCCUUCAUAAGGGUAUUUGCGUGGAAAAGCAUUUGAAAUGUUUUUAUAAACUUUGUUUUCAGUGUAAGUGGAUUAUACAUGGAUGAAAAUAAAGUGCAAUAAGCUGUUGCUGCAGGGGACUUUGUAUCGGUGCGGACCUUGACAGGAUCCAACCCCGGACUGGCGGCCUGGAGUGGCAGUGCCUCUUCGCUGUUUCCCUGUGUUGUGAGGAGGAGGACGUGAACACUAGUAUCUGUAAUAUGAGACAUGACACAGUAUCAUCAGUUUGUUAUUUUGAUUGAUGGUGGGACAGACGAUUCAAGACUCACUCGGUUAUAAAGUUCUUGAGUCACAGUUGUAAAGAAUUCAACAAAUACUGAUCCCAUGCUGCCAUAGAUAUUACAUUCAGUGUUGGCCAGGAUGAAUUAUGCACGGACUUCCACAAUAUGUUGGCGGUACCACCGCAAGAUGAUGGCUGCGGUCGUCAUCGUAUCUGCACUAUAUUUCUUUGUGUCCAUUGCACUGACUAAAAAGGGCAUAUCCAAUGAAGAGGUACAGGGUUCAAAUCUUGAGACAUUCCAUCGGAAAAAAGGAGUGCACGAGAGGGAUGACAAGCGUCAUCAUCAGGGAAAGAACCCUUCGAGGAAGAUUCAUAGGAUACCCCACAAUGCUCUGCCAGCGGAAGGUAUCAAGGGACUCGCCAAGGGAGCGCAGCAAGGUCAGGUGAAGCAGAAGGAGGAGGAAUUUUCGAGCAGUUCUACCUCGAGUUCAGCCGAUAGUCCAGGGCAGAAACAAAGCGAUCCAAAGGCAAACAAACCAAGCAAGAGGUUUCCUCAGGCCAUCAUCAUCGGUGUGAAGAAAGGUGGAACGAGGGCGCUCCUUAAUUUUAUUUCCUUGCAUCCUGACGUAGCAGCGGCCACAAGGGAGAUGCACUUCUUUGAUCGAUACUAUGAUAAAGGGCUGGAAUGGUACAGGUAAGAAUCAGAGAAUUCUUUGAGAUUGAGAGAGAGACAGACAGAGAGAGAGACAGAGAAAGAGAGGAGGGAAUGGAAUUGUUAAUAAUUCUAUCAAUCAAUCAGUCAACGUAUAAAAGCAGUCAAUCAAGAUAUCAUUCAAUUACUCAAACAGCCAUUCAAUCUAGAAAUUUACUAACAUGACAAGGCAACGAAUGUAUCAAGCAAAUCAUCAUGAAAGAAAGUAUCCAAGAAAUUGGACAAUCAUUCAACAUUUCAUCACUAGAAUGAAUACAAAAAAAUAUUCUUGAAAUAUUCAUGCCAUAUAGUAAAAAGAAGAACAAAAAAUAUAUGCCUGAUACCAGUAUACAUGUACAUUUUGAUGCAAACUUCACUUGAUCAGUGCUGAAAUAGUGAAUUUAAAUUUUAAACUUAAGGAGCUAUUUAUUGAAGGGUUAGGUUUAAUUUUAGGCAGAGGUCAAAUUUAGCACCUUUUACAUGAUUGUGAUCAGUAGUUCAUACAUACCAUAUACUAUUCUUGUUAUGAUCUUGAGGCUAUUUGAUUGUAGUUUAUAUCAAAUGGGUGAAAAUACAUCCAAAAUAUUUAUCAAACUUUUUUUAGAAAGAGAUAGCAUCAGUAAAUUGAUGGUUUGUGGCUGAAUUCAGUUCUACGCUGAACGAUGACCACAGAUAAUGAACUACUUUUGAUAUUAAAGCUCUCUGAAAAAGUAGAUAAUGGUUUAUCAGAUCAUUCAGUGUUUCCACAAAUCCAGAAUAAAUUUACUGAAACUGAAUCCAAACUUUCUCGAAAUUCAUAGACAUUUCCUGGAAUUUUCAAGUACAUGUAUGAUUUAAAAAAAACUUGGGUAAUGAUACAGCGAGCCUAAAUUUGGUCCAUGUGAUAAAUCAUAUUAGUGCUAGCUUUUCUAAAGAACAAACUCACAGUUGCAAAUUCGAUACCAUUGCCAAUGUGAAAUAAAUGGCUUGCCCUU
Molecule: messenger RNA, 2009 nt
Organism: Lytechinus variegatus (green sea urchin)
Lineage: Eukaryota; Metazoa; Echinodermata; Echinoidea; Temnopleuroida; Toxopneustidae
Product: heparan sulfate glucosamine 3-O-sulfotransferase 3B1-like
Exons: 3
Coding region: 485-1042 (185 amino acids)
Cellular component (GO): Golgi apparatus
Molecular function (GO): deacetylase activity; heparan sulfate N-sulfotransferase activity
Source: RefSeq, a predicted model, not a curated record